Messenger RNA from Culex pipiens pallens (northern house mosquito), 3288 nucleotides. Its product is annotated as protein hunchback-like. Lineage: Eukaryota; Metazoa; Arthropoda; Insecta; Diptera; Culicidae. The record is from RefSeq and is a predicted model, not a curated record. The transcript has a single exon. The coding region runs from base 750 to 2714 and encodes 654 amino acids.
ACAAGGGGCGUUCCACCGCUCGGGACCCCCGCCGGAGAGGUAGAAAAGUCACCGAGUUUGCAUGACAAAUUACGGGACCUUUUUUUUGCCGACUUUGGUCAGAAUCUGGAGCAAUCUCCGGGGCUGGGAAAAUGACGAGGACCGUUACCCCGUUUUUAAAAGGCAAAUUGUCGGGUGAUCUUUUACGAGCUGCCUUGAGACGAGGAGAGACGUUUAUGGGCAGUUGGAGAAAUAUUCAAAUGAGCCAUAAAGUCGGGGGUCUGUGUCUUAUUUUUUCAGUGUCCCUUCGGGACACUUGGGAUCGCUCGGGAAUGACUUUGAAUGCUUUGGAUUGUGUCAGUAAAGUAAUAAAAAUUGUGGACCCUUUUUUUCGGGUGUAAUUAUUUUGGAUCAGUUUCGGAGCUAAUCCUUUAAAAUAAUUAAGCUCUCUAUUGUGCGAGGGGAUUUGUUGGUGCUAAGUUUGGGAAUCAUGCUUCGGCGACAUUCUUCCUGAGAAGUUUUUCCCGAAACGACGCAAAAAAGAGUCCAACGGUAUCGAUUUUCUAGCAUCACAAAAAAGCGUUCAAAGAAAGGGAAAAUCAAACCCACACAGCCAAACAAACUCCCCUCAGUAAAUAAAAAGAGCUCUCGCGAUGAAAAUAAAAAUAAUCGUCCAGUACAUGCCUCGACUUCAUAGCACUUUUGGGGGAGUUCACCCUCCGUAGCGUAGCGCAAAAAAGCCGUACCAUCAGCAACAUGGCGUUUUAUUAAUGGAUUCUUCCUUCUCUUCCCUUUGCAGAGCCAUGCAGAACUUCGACUCCAUCAUGUCCGGCGCGGCGAUUCCGCAGCAAACCAGCGGCAGCUGGAUGGACAUGCCGAUCAAGGCGGAACCGCUGGACGCGAGCAGCAGUUAUCAGCAGCACUACGGCCAUCACUAUCAGAGCCAUCUACAGCACCACCAGCAGGACACUCCGAUGUCCCACUCCAGUCCGACCUCGCCGCAGAGCGUUGACUCGAUGGAUUCGAUCAACGGCGGACGGACUCAGUACUACGAGUCGAAAUCAAGCGGGAUGCUUCACGGAUACAACCCGCUUGGGUUCAACCCGUUGACACCGCCGGGGUACGCUGGGAUGUUCGUCCCGACUCAGCAGCAGAACCAGCUGCAGCGACAGACUACGCCGAACAGGAGCUACGGCAAGCAGGAUUCCGGCUACGUGUCGUCCACGUUGACCCCGACGCACACGCCACCGAUGGACGUGACGCCGCCAAAGUCACCAAAGGACAUUGUGGAGACGCCCAAGAAAGACGACGACAACAACAGCUCGGACUGCGAGGGUUCGUACGACGGCAGUGACGACGAGGAGGGCAUCCGCAAGCCGAAGAUCAACUCCCACGGAAAGGUCAAGAAGUUCAAGUGCAAGCAGUGCGAGUUUAUCGCGGUGACGAAGCUGAGCUUCUGGGAGCACACCCGGAGUCACAUCAAGCCGGAGAAGAUGCUCAACUGCCCAAAGUGUCCGUUUGUGACGGAGUACAAGCAUCACUUGGAGUACCACAUGCGCAACCACGACCGAUCAAAGCCGUUCCAGUGCCCCAAGUGCAGCUACAGCUGCGUCAACAAGUCGAUGCUGAACUCGCACAUGAAGUCCCACUCGAACGUGUUCCAGUACCGUUGUGCCGACUGCAACUACGCUACCAAGUACUGCCACUCGCUCAAGCUUCACCUGCGGAAGUACGCUCACAAGCCGGAUAUCGUGCUGAACAUGGACGGAACCCCCAACCCACUACCCAUCAUCGACGUGUACGGAACGCGUCGUGGACCCAAAACCAAAUCGCAGAAGCUAGCCGAUCAGAAACCUCAGGAGUCCCAACAACAGCCCCAACAAGCCCCCCUCACACCCCAAUCCCAUCCGCAAACCCCCCAAACCCAACUCCCCUUCACCCCACCCAGCAGCCAACCAAACAACCUCCAGCGGAACCUGCUCCCCCACCAGCUCCUCCCGAACCCGCUCGCCCACAUGUUCAAGAACGCCAACAACCUCCCGCUCUUCCCCUACCUGAACCUCAACUUCCAGAUGUUCGCGGACCAACAAGCCGCCAUCAACCAACUGUCCCCGAACUUCCACCAGUUCCACGACAAGCAGGAACAAUCCUCCUCCCCAACCAAAAACCCCGCCCCAUCCUCCUCAACGCUCAGCGAAGAGCUGCUCAAACGCAUCACGGCCGCCGCCGCCGACAGCUCCGACUUCAAGCCGGACGUCCCCUCCGACGAGAUGGACCACCAAACCACCGCCGAAGACCUGUCCACCCCCGCCAUCGAAACCCCCCUCACCCCGUCCACCAGCAUCCGCUCGGCCGCCCCCGUCGGCAGCACCGGCAAGAACCGCCGCAAGGGACGUGCCUUCAAGCUGGAGCGGCUCGAGUCGUCGUCGCCUGCCACGAUGGAACACUCCGACGACGAGCACGAUGAGCCGAAGCAGCCCAGCCCCGUCAAAGAAGCGAAGGAGGCGGCGCUGCCCGUCGAAGCUUGCGUUACGCCGCAACCGCCUGCGGCGGCGCCGGAGAUGCGCUUCCGGUGCAGCUACUGCGAGAUCGGCUUCGAGCACGAGGUCAUGUACACGAUCCACAUGGGCUGGCACGGGUACGACGACGUGUUCAAGUGUAACAUGUGCGGGGAAAAGUGCGAGGACCGGAUCAGCUUCCAGCUGCACAUGGUGCGGAAGGCGCACCCGAAGUAGGCGGUGAGCGUUUUUGAGGUUACGGUACAAACUAGUCGUUGUUGGCGUGAAGAAGACUGAACUUUUAGAGGUUAGGAAGUUGCAACGAACGGGUAGUAAGGUUGGGCAAAACUACACAGUAGAGGAUAACAAGGUGAAAACGUAGAAAGGAAGCUUGUAAAACUGUCAAUUGUAAAGCAUUCUCAAACAAAGAGCACAAAAAUCAAAGAGUAGAGGUAAGUGAGGUGACUGGCAACACUUCUUUAUAUUCCAAAUGGUUAAGAGUAUUAUAAAUCAGGUCAUUGUUGUAAUUUUAACAAAUUAUUAUUAGGACUAGUUGUAACUAUUUAUCGAAUUGAACAAUAAAUUAUUUGGAUAAAUAACGCUUGUGUUUUUACUUUUGGCAACACUUAUAUCAGAACUGUUUAUUUUCCAUGCUAUGCAAUGCUACGCUUGUCAAAUUUUAAAUGAUGACAAAAUUGAACUGUCUUGGUAGACCCCCUCAAAUAAAAUCCACCCAUCUCAAGGAAUGCAUCAAUUUCCUCCCCGAAAUCGAACCCAGAAAUACCAAUUUUGGACGCGACCUUUGCCAACC